Molecule: messenger RNA, 5247 nt
Organism: Crotalus tigris (Tiger rattlesnake)
Lineage: Eukaryota; Metazoa; Chordata; Lepidosauria; Squamata; Viperidae
Product: beta-hexosaminidase subunit alpha-like
Exons: 1
Biological process (GO): carbohydrate metabolic process; glycosaminoglycan metabolic process; ganglioside catabolic process
Cellular component (GO): membrane
Molecular function (GO): beta-N-acetylhexosaminidase activity
Source: RefSeq, a predicted model, not a curated record
AGUCUUUUCAAAAAUACAUUUACAAGCUGUGAACUGAAACUUAUAAUUAUAUCAGUUGCUAAUAAAAAUCAAGAUAGUUAUAAAAUAUUUUCAAAAUGUAGAUCUCAAUUUUUAAGGCAGUAAUUUUUAAAAUUUUAAUUUCCAGUGCAAUAGUUUACUAAGAAAUAUGUAUGAUUUCAUAAAUGUUUCACAUGAAAAAUCUUUCAAUGAAAAAAUCUUUAAAAUGUUAAAAAGAUUUAAUAUAUUUUUGUGUUGUUAAAAACUUGUUAACAGCACAUCACUUUGCAACUCCAUUCUUUGGAUAGUGAAACGGGUAGCAUAUAAAUUUAAUAAAUAAAUAAAAAUAAACUCAACUUGAUUUUUAAUAAGAUUUUUCUCUCUGAUUUCUUUAAAAAUAAUUGGUGGAUUUCUAGAUCACAUAAUGACCACAACCAGUAGUGCCAGGAUUGCAGUCAUUAAGCAAAGCAGUUAGCUUUCCAGUUUUGUGCUGUAGCGCACAGCUGUGGGAUUGCGGAACUCCGCACCCUACAGCCAAUUUCGUCCUGCCAGGGGACCUUAAAUGGGUCUGAAGUUGCCCCGGAGAGGUGAUGAAGAAAGAGGGGUGCCCCUGUGAUAACAGAGCGUUGGCGGUUGUUGCUUUCGAUCCAGGGGAACCUAACCUGACAGGAGAAAGCUAGCUGCACACCAGCGUCUAGCCCAAACUAUUUGCAGCCGAAGUCCAAGAGUACGAACCAGAACAAUGGUGAACAGCAUGCUUGGAACUCGUGAGAGUAUCGAUCUUCUGUCUCUACUCUGUAACUAAGUCCUUGGGAAAGAUUCCCAAAGUAAGAAAACCUCUGAAAGUGAAGGGAGGGGACUACACCCCCAAUCCCUCAUAGAAGGAAGCGGCAAAUUAAUCUUUAAGGAGGAAAGAAAUAUAUUGAAAUCAAAGUUAAAAUACUGCAGUCUGGAUAAAUCUAGAAAUUAAAAAAUAACUGCUAAGAUUAUACCUUAAAGGGUUUUGAUGAAAUAAUAAUAAUAAUUUUUGUCUGAAAAAGCUGGAAAAUAACUACUGACACCUAGUGGAGAACUAGAGCAUAGAACAUUAAUAACACUGACUCAGAAAUUGGCAAGAUGCCCAGAAAGAAAGAAUAAUCUGUUCCCUUGAACUUUAAAAACCCCUAGAAGACAGCUGGUGGGAACAAAGAAAGAAUACAUACUGGGUCAGCCAUAAAAUUAAAAAAUGUCUGAAGGAAAAGAAAUACUCUGACUGUUGCCUAACUCAAGAAUUGUUUUACAGAAAAAUAAAAACUUUGAUUCUGGGCUAAUAGUUUAGGAGGGAAUUUACAGGAAGGACUCAAGUUGACUAAAUAUACUGAACUGCAAUUUUGACUGGUUGACAACUGAUCCCUGAAUAAAAGAACUGUUAUAAAAUACUGAUUUUACUGAUACCUUGACAGUUGGAAAUACAGUGAAUUAUAAAAACUAUAUAUAAAGAUAAGAACUAUACAAAAUUGGGCUGUUUGGAUUCUGACUUUGGCUGGUUUGACAAGGCUAAUUGUAGAGACUAUGGCAUUGAUGAAGGACUAUUUGAAAGGAAGAGACAACAUGGAUAUUACAUACUUAUCAAAAAAUGACAGAAAACUAUAUUUAAUACUUACUCCUGAAGGACUUAGCCUGGAAUAUCAAAGACCUCCAGAAGCAACAUUUCAAGACAAGACAAAUACUUUCCAGGAGGAAAUGUAUGUAAUGCUAUGAUACAAAUGACAACAGCUUUAAACCACAAGAUCAAAACCAACUUUGAUGACAUAAAUGAGCACACUUCUAAUCUAAACCAACAAUCAAAAAACACUCAGAAAAUGAUGGUAAAGAAUGAACAAACAAGUUCCGGUUUGCUGACACAGCCACCAUGGACAUCUGGAAGGCGAACUCCGUCUUCCGAAUCCAGUUUUGCUUCACUGGGGGACCCUGGAAAGGGUCGAAAGUCAUCCUGUAGGGGUGACCAGCAAGGAGAGGACUCCGCGGGAGAGCGGUAGUUUUUCUGCUAGAUCUGGCACAGCUCUCCAAACCGGCGGGCAAAAGUCCAGCCACAGUAAUAUGGCUCAUCACUAGACUGCAGACAGCCGAAGUCACAUUUACCACCAGGCGCCUACAAAACAGCGUGGAUGAGACUGGGUGAGAUCUACCUCUCUUAAAUCCCAUUAUCUUCUUUACCUGCAUAGGUUGCCUAAAGUACUUUCCCCCUUGUGGAAAGAGGGAAGGGGAAUUCUGUCCCACCCUCUAAUAACAGCGGCAACCAACUAUCCAGGGGAGUUUAAAAUACUGAAAGAAUAACCUGACUUUAAUUGAACUUUAACCUGACUUUAAUUGGACUUUAAUUUUCCUAAAGUUUGAGAACUAAAAGAUUCCUUAUUUUUUAUUCUAUUUUAUCUAUAAAAAGAAGUAAAAUUCCUAAAUGGUAUGGGUGACACCUUGUGGCUAAACCUGAUAUUACAAUUCGUUAUUGCCUAACAGAGACUUGGCUCACAGCCCAGACAAUAGAUGAAACUUUUGCAACCUUGGCUGAUACCAGCUUUGAGAAGCCCAGCUGUGUUCUAUACUCAGUGACAAAACUACUCUUAUUCUCUGACUAUACAGCUUUUAAUUUUACGCACUAUUAAGAAAACAUGCUAAAUUUUGCAUUUAUAGCCACAGACAUGUACAAACAGAUAAGCUAGAAUAGUAGCUUCUUAAACUUUAAAAGGAUGAUACCUUCCAUCUCUAUUUCUGAUUUCCUCCCUAUCGCUGCCCUGAAAUAUUAACCAAUGUGGUGGUAGUGCUGAUGAGGAUCAUCAUCACUCCCAUAAAAUUCAUGUUAAUAUCAUUCAUCACAGCUGUGAACAUCUGUUCUCAGGCCGAAAGGACAGAGGAAUAUUUCCACUAAAUAUAUAGAAUGUUAAAGUGCAAGGAUGUGAUGAAAGCAAUCCAGAAUUAGGAUGAAGGAAGAAGCUCCAUUGACCCCCCAGGCUCAGCUCCUGCCACUUCCAAUUCGCCAAUGCCAACCAUGCAGCAGCGGAGCCCAGCUGCGAAGUGCUGGAUAGGGCGUUCCGAUGUUACUGGCAGCUGCUUUUCACUCCUGGGUACAAGGAGACAACAGGGAGCAAUAGGGAGGACCUGUGUGUCCUAAUCUUCUCAUCUCCAUGACCCAAGCAGGAUGCAGUAACUAUCCCACUCUUGAAUCUCCAGAGGACUAUAAGCUCAGCAUUUCGGUGGAUCUGAUGCUUCUCACAGCCACCAGCAUCUGGCGUGCCCUCAGAGGAUUGGAGACCUUCAGCCAGCUUGCCUAGAGGGAUGAAGAUGGGGCAUUCUACCUCAACAAUACAGAUGUGGUUGAUUUCCCUCGCUUCCCUCACCGGAGUCUGUUCCUUGAUACAUCUCGCCAUUAUCUGCCUUUGAGAGUCAUCUUGGAGACCCUGGAUGUCAUGGCCUACAACAAAUUUAACAUGUUCCACUGGCACAUUGUGGAUGACCCAUCAUUUCUAUUUGAAAGCAUGGUGUUUCCAGAUCUCAGCCUGAAGGGAUCCUAUAACUUGGCCACUCACGUAUACACUUCUAACGAUGUGAAGAUGGUGAUUGAAUAUGCCUGGUUGCAUGGGAUCCAAACUGUUCCAGAAUUUGACACUCCUGGACACACACUCUUUUGGGGACCAGGUGUCCCAGGCUUGUUGACUCCAUGUUACGUAUCCACAAAACCCAGUGGGACCUACGGGCCGGUCAACCCCAUUCUUAACUCCAUGGCUUCAUUUUUUGCUGAAGUUAGUGCCAUCUUCCCAGCUUUCUACCUUCACCUGGGAGGAGAUGAGUUAGAUUUCACCUGCUGGAGACCUAACACAGACAUCCAAGCUUUCAUGCAGAAAAUGCAAUUUGGCCAAAACUAUGCCAAAUUAGAAUCCUUCUACAUUCAAAGGCUGUCGGAUAUAGUCUCCUCUUACAAGAAAGGUUACAUGGUGUGGCAAGAAGUGUUUGGUAAUGGUGUGAAAGUGAACCCUAAUACAGUCAUACACGUGUGGAAAGGGAUCCCCGUCACCUUUCAAGAGGAGAUGUCUCGUGUCACGGAGUCUGGUUUCCGGACCCUGCUAUCCUGCCCUUGGUACUUGAACAUCAUCUCUUACAGGCAGGAUUGAUUGGCAGCAUAUCGGGUGGAGCCUCUGGCCUUCAAAGGCAGCACAGAACAAAAAAACCUGGUUAUUGGUGGAGAAGCCUGUAUGUGGGGCAAAUAUGUGGAUGCAACAGAUUUAAACCCAAGACUGUGGCCCAGAGCUAGGGCUGUUGCUGAGUGUUUGUGGAGCAAUGAGACAGUUCGAAACCAGCAAGAUGCUUAUGCCCGUUUGUCAGAUUUCCAGUGCACCUUGCUUAGGCGAGGCAUCCAGGCUGAACCCCUUUUUACAGGAUAUUGUGAAUAUGAUACACUUUGAUUUUACAAUUACCUCCUUCCCCCAAAUAUCUGUACUAUUUUAAUAUGUGCAGAGAGAAUCUUUUUUUAAAAAAAACCCAAUAUUUCAAUAAAUCACUUCCCUAUUUAAAAAAAAGAAAAAGAAAACAUGGAUGAAGAUCAGGAACAGACUCUUCUUUUGAUGAAAGCACUUAUUAAAACUAUUCUUACAGCCACUGGUGAAAUAAGAGGCUACAGAAAAGAACAAGAUGUCAGCCCAGAUACACAAAUUCAGACUUCGACUAUAAUUAAAGAAUCAACUACACAGAAUAUAAUAGAAGAAGUGGAACAAUUAAACACUGUUAACAGAAGAUUCAACUGAUCAACAAAUAGAGUUAAUGGAAAACCCAGAAAAGAGAUUGACAAUAUGGAAAAGACCUUCUAUACAACCAGAAGAAACUUGAGAAACAAGAAGAACAGACUGAAGGGAAGAUAAAUAUUCUAGGACAACUACUUUGAGAGGGGAAAAAGAAAGACGAUUUGUUUGCAUUUUCAAAAAAAUGGCAACUGGAUGACCUAUUUCGUUCCAAAUAAUAUGUAUAAUAACAGAGGGAAAUCCAUUUGAUGAUUUGACAUUGCGAAGAUGGAAGGCGAGCUGGCAAAGAAAGAAAGCUAGAAUAAGACUGAAGAAAAUUGGGGUUUUGACUUAUUAGUGAAGAUUCAAGGAGAAUAUACUUUAAUAGAUAGGUGUAUAUUUUGAAUUCUACAUUUUAUUAUGAGCCGAGGUGGCGCAGCAGUUAGAGUGCAGUACUGCAGGCCACUUUAGCUGACUGUGUUCAGCAGGUCAGCGGUUCAAA